CUCAACUAUUCAUUCUACUUCCAUUAUGAACAAGAAACUUGCCAACGAUUAAGCAGCAUCUUUGUUUAAGAAUAGGUAGCAAGCAACCUUGGAGACGAGAUAAUUGUCUAAUUCCAUUCAUCAUUUAUUUGGCCAAGUCUACUGCUGCUACUUGGUUACUAAUAUCAUAUUCCUUUUCUAACUGAGAAUGGCCUCAAGCUCUCUCUAUACUGAUGGUCACGCCAUUCCGUUACUUGCGAAAGGGAAUGAGGCGCUACCCCAGAAGUCCAACCCAAAUGCCUACAGCGUCGUUAAGAAACGGUCAAUCCCACGACUUGGGGAUGGCCUCUGUGGCAUCUUCGCGGCCCUGGGCCACUCACCUACCAGGACAGUGAAUUCCACUCCUUCUACUGUGGUCACAAGAAGCAAUACCCCAACCUCCACAGCAUCACGGCAGACACUUACCACGUGUAUAUCAACUCCUGAUAUUAGCAUCAUUUCAUCGAAUGCCGGCAGUCAUGCUGAUGUUAUCGAGAAAGCCACUACUAGCAACAAGCGGAACCGCUCAUAUCUUUUUUCUCCAAUCUCACCCGGCGUGUCCAUUCAAGAAUCAAACAGCCUAGUUCAGUCCCCUCCAGCCCUUGGUGCAUAUGGUUAUGUUGCAUUGCCCCGUGAUGGUGACACUCUAUAUGAGAUAUCACACCCCACCGUGCCACCAACGUCAUCAAACAGCAACCAGGUAUCUUCAACGAGGCUCGAGGCUCAUACUUGGCUUCAUAAUUCACAACAGGCAUCGUUUGAAGUUAGGCAAAUUGUUGUAAAAGAUCAUAGCAAAAACACACUCGGCAACCUCAACUCAUUCGGAGCACACGAAAAAGGCGAUCAAAAUGAGUGUCUUAUCGCACAACCCCAGAACUGCGACGGCUCCUUCAAUCUUGAACCUCUCGAGUAUACGGAACCACUUAGAUCAAACCUACGACCUUCAUGCCCAGCUCCGGUCCCCGUCGCAAAAGUCGAUAAACAGCGGGAAAGGUUCUAUAUUAAGUUGAUGGAUUACGUCAAUGCCGACUCUGCGCUUGUUAGCCCAUCGCAGUCAUCGCAGGCGAACUUACAUGUCUUUGUAGAUAUGUCUAACAUAUUCAUCGGGUUCUGUGAGACGUAUAAGAUCUCCAGAAAAAUUCCAAUGAGGCGCAGGAUUCAUGCUCCUCAUUUCUCGUUUAGAACGCUCGCCCUCCUGAUGGAACGAACACGAUACACCUACAAGAGAGUACUAGCAGGAUCUGCAUAUGCUGGAAAUUCCCGAUCUCAUUGGCCUGCUCACUUCUUCGAGGCUGAGAAAUUGAAUUAUCAGAUGAACAUAUUCUCACGUGUCCAGAAGCGAAUACCUUCGCCCGCCAAGUCCAAACAACAAGGUAAAACAACACCUCAGGGAAAGGCCCGGUCAUCACCCUCUGAUGUAGUCUAUGAUAGUGUUGCCGAUUCAGCAGGAGACCGAAUGGCUAGUACCAUAGAGAUCCGUAAUGGGGAGCAGGGUGUUGAUGAAAACAUACAUCUAAACAUGAUGGAAAGUAUGUGGGACUACAUGCAUGAACCAGGUACCAUCGUGUUGGCCACAGGGGAUGCCGCAGAAGCUGAAUUCUCCCCGGGCUUCUUCUGUUAUGCUCUUCGAGCGCUCGAGAAGGGCUGGAGAUUCGAAUUAGUUGCCUGGAAACGAACAACAUCAUCAAACUGGACUAGUCUGGCACACUCUAGCAAAUAUGCCAAUCGGUUCCGGAUCAUCUUCUUGGAUGACUUUCUCGAAGAGCUCCAUGCGGACAUCCUUCCCGGAGCUUGAUAUUCUCUGGCGCAAACUAGACCACAAAUUCCCUGCA
Messenger RNA from Hypoxylon fragiforme, 1850 nucleotides. RefSeq lists its product as uncharacterized. The transcript has 2 exons. NCBI's taxonomy places the organism in Eukaryota, Fungi, Ascomycota, Sordariomycetes, Xylariales, Hypoxylaceae. Gene Ontology annotation, biological process: protein import into nucleus. Bases 188 to 1813 code for a protein of 541 amino acids. Gene Ontology annotation, cellular component: nucleus. Gene Ontology annotation, molecular function: small GTPase binding; guanyl-nucleotide exchange factor activity. The record is from RefSeq and is a predicted model, not a curated record.